Messenger RNA from Drosophila simulans, 2168 nucleotides. Its product is annotated as peptidylprolyl isomerase domain and WD repeat-containing protein 1. The record is from RefSeq and is a predicted model, not a curated record. The coding region runs from base 174 to 2093 and encodes 639 amino acids. NCBI's taxonomy places the organism in Eukaryota, Metazoa, Arthropoda, Insecta, Diptera, Drosophilidae. The transcript has 12 exons. Gene Ontology annotation, biological process: protein peptidyl-prolyl isomerization. Gene Ontology annotation, molecular function: peptidyl-prolyl cis-trans isomerase activity; protein binding.
GAAUAUUGCGCGGUAUUCGCAUAAGAGCGCGGACAACUUUUGUAACUGCUCGCAAACAGCUGAUUGAGCGCGAAAGACGGAAAGUACUGAUGGAGUUUUGCUUCGAUUAGGCUAUUUAAUGUGCGCAGUUAGCCAUUUAUUGUUCAGCCGUAUUUUGUUUAUUAUUUUCCGAAAUGAGCGAUAAAACCAAGGAAGACCUAAAGCGCAGUGCCCCGGAGGAGGAGGAUGAACCUCAGGAGGAAGCAGUGUCAUCCGAAAAAGAGGCGGAAGGCGAGGAGGACGCCUGGAUUGGACCCAUGCCGUCAGAGCAGAGCGCUCCUGUGCCCGCCAAGAAAAAGAAGGUCCUGCCCUAUGAACACAUCUACCUGGAAAACCUUCCCAAUGCUGAGAGCUAUGAGAGGAGCUACAUGCACCGCGAUGUAAUCACCCAUUUGGUGUGCACGAAGACGGAUUUCGUGGUGACCGCCAGUCUGGAUGGACACAUCAAAUUCUGGAAGAAGGGCGAGCUGGGCAUCGAGUUCGUCAAGCACUUCCGCAGCCACCUCGUCCCCAUCAAAUCACUGACCACCAAUGACAGCGGCACGCUGCUGUGCUCGGCGGCCACGGAUCAGACAGCCAAGGUCUUCGAUGUAGUCAACUUCGACAUGAUCAAUAUCAUUCGAUUGGGCUAUACGCCGCAGUGCAGCGAGUGGAUAAAUGGGCCGGGAGAUGCCGUACAAGCACUGGCCAUCUCGGAUUCAGAGAGCAGCCGCAUACACAUCUACGACGGGCAAGGAGGCGGAGAAGCCCUUCACACCUUGGAGAAACUUCACUCGGCACCCGUGGUGGCAAUGUGCUUCAAUGUGGCAAUGGAGACCGUCAUUUCUGUCGAUCGCAAUGGUAUUCUGGAAUACUGGCAAAACUCCAAGUACGACUACAAGUUUCCACAGCGCCUGGUGAAUUUUGACUCCAAGCUAGACACAAGCCUCUUUGAGUUUGCAAAACAGAAGACCCAAGUCACGGGCUUAGCUGCCACGCCGGAUGGAAAGCGUUUUGCCGCCAUUUCCACAGAUCGCAAGGUCCGCGUCUUUCAGUUCAACACGGGCAAGUUGAUCCGGGUAUUCGAUGAAGCUCUAUCUACAUACACCCAAAUGCAGCAAACGAAGCACGCACUGCCCAACAUGGAGUUUGGCAGAAGAAUGGCGGCUGAGCGGGAUCUGGAGAAGACUGCCCAGAAUACAACCCUUAAUAUUUUAUUUGACAGCACUGGCAACUUCUUGCUCUACCCAACGAUGCUGGGCAUCAAGGUGAUCAAUGUGGUCACGAAUCGCUGCGUCACAAUUCUAGGAAAAACCGACAACAUACGGCCCCUCCAGGUGGCCUUGUUUCAAGGAAGAAUUAAGCGCCAAAAAGCUGCUAUAACAAUGGAGCAGGAGGCCAGUGAAAACCCAGCACUCCAGAAUAUCCUCAACGAUCCGACAGCCUUUUGCACUGCCUACAAGAAAAGCCGCUUCUACUUGUACAGCCGAAGGCUGCCCUCGGAUCUGCAGGAUGUCGACCGUGAUAUUUUCAACGAGAAGCCCUCGAAGGAGGACAUUAUCGCCGUGCCGGAAGCCUCAGACGAAGUCGUGCAACGCAUCUACGAGAACGUGGUGCUCCACACCACGAAAGGCGAUAUCCACAUGAGGCUGUUCUUCAAGGAGGUUCCAAAGACGGUUGAGAACUUCUGUGUUCAUGCGAAAAAUGGUUACUACAAUGGCCACAUAUUCCAUCGCGUGAUCAAGGGCUUCAUGGUGCAGACUGGCGAUCCCACGGGAACGGGCACGGGCGGCAAGUCCAUUUGGGGUAGCGAUUUCAAAGACGAGUUCGUGCCGAGCCUGAAACACGAUCGGCCCUACACGGUCAGCAUGGCUAACGCGGGUCCGAACACGAAUGGCAGCCAGUUCUUUAUCACAGUCCUACCCACGCCUUGGCUCGACAACAAGCACACGGUGUUCGGAAGAGUUUAUCGCGGCAUGGAAGUGGUUCUCAACAUUUGCAAUUCCAAGGCGAACCCCAAGACGGACAAGCCCUACGACGACAUUAAAAUUAUUUCAAUACACUUAAGUAAUUGAGCACAGGGCUUUAAUAAAACUUUCAGCGACACUUGUUUUCAAAUCUUUGGAGCACCGCAAAUGCGCGGCAAAGAA